UCCAACAUAUGUAUAUCUGUCCAAAGUUAUUUUAAUUGCCAAACUUUUUGAAAUGGAUAAGGAGAAUCACAACCUUUACAUUUUCUCUACCAACUUUUCCCUUAAUCUUCUGUAAUGUGGCUUCUGUUCCCAUCAAUCUAUUGAAAAUGGCUCUUCUCAAGGUCAAUGCUGACCACCUAAUCACCAUAUGCAGGGAUCUUACUCGGGGCCUCAUUCUCUCUCUGCAGCAUUUGAUCCUGCAGACCACUCACUUCUUCUCAAAACUCUUCAUAGGAUCACAGAAUCAUGGUUGAACAUAAACCUGGAAGGGACCUCUGAGACCAUCUAGUCCAGUCCCUUCAUUUUGUGAGGAACCAAGUCACAAAAGGAAUACACAAAAGGAGCCUAGUUGACAUCUCAGUGGAGGCCCUCUGACUCCACCAGACUAGGCUGCUUCCCUGCUUCCCCUCAGCCACCUAAUUCUACUCUACCACACAUCCCUUUUGCUGCUAGAUCCCCUUUCUGUUCUCUUUCCACUCUCCCUUUGAAAGCUCAUCCAUUCUACAACUCCAGUUAUGGCUGCCAUGCAAAUGGCUCCCAAAUAGGCGUACCUCACAUGCUACAUUUCUAACUGCUCACUUCCAACAUUUCCAUUUAAGGGUCUUGCCACCCAGAGUCAACUUGGUUCAGGGGAAAGAGGAACUGCAUUGGGAGUCAGAGGACCUAAGUUCAACUACCAGCUUUAUUACUUUCUGGCUGUGGGACUCAGAACAAUUAGAAAAUCUUUAUGGCCCUUGUUGAGAUUUUAAGCUACAUUAAGGGGAUUGUACUAGGGAGGGGUGGUUUGAGGUCUCUUCUAAAUCUCUGAUCAGCUUUCUUCUACUUCCAUCUCCUCCUGCCAGCCAAGUCUGUAGUAAGCUUCCAAAAUAAUUUCUCUUGUCUCCUGCCUCUCUCCUCCUCUCAUUCUCAACUCACUUUUCAUAAGGCUGCCAGAUCCAAUUAAUGCCCAAUCCAAUCAAGCAGCACCCCUUCUUCCCCAGUCAUGUCAAAGCCUUCUCUGGUUUUCCCAUUUCAUAGAGAAUCAGUUAUACUCUUGGGAUUGACUUUCUAUGCAAUAUGACCCCUCUUUUUCUUUUCAAUGAACAAGGAUUUGAUUUUUUUCUUUUUCCCACUUGCCCACUUCCUCUUGCCCUGGAGGGAGAAAAAAAAUCCCUGUAAUAGAGAUGCCUAAUAAAGCAAAACAAAAGCGCCAUGAGCCACGUCCUAUUCCACACCCAGAGUCUGUCCCCUCUCUGAAGGGGAGCAAUGUACUCUAGGAUUGGAAUGGCUCCUUUCAUUCAAUUGUUGCCCUCCCCCUCUUAGGUGUCCUGGCUCCAGCCAGACUAAAUAAAGCAUUUUGUCCACACUGAUGUUUGGCUUCCUGGAAAGUCUUCUUCCUAGCAUUUCCAAUUAUUUACCCAUCCUUCAAGGCUCAGUGUGAAUACUAGCUCCUUGUCCUCGGUAACAUCACUUCUGAUCCUCCUAACUGGAAAUGACCUCUCUCUCUCUUAAUAUCCUGAGGCCUUUGUUCACACUUCUCUGGGAUGCUUAGCAUACACUGCCUUCUGUCAGAGGCCUUUUGCUUCUUCUCUUCCCAAAAAGACCACUACCUCCUAGGCAAGGUCUAUUUCACAUGGAGCUUGGUGUUUUCCCCAGUGUAACUCAGCCCCAGGCCUUGCACAGAGAAGGACUUGGUCUGGCUUCCUGACUUGAGUCUGUAGCUUUUCCAUGGGCCUUUGGCACUGGUGCUCUUUUUGCUGCCUUUUUACCUGGCCACUUGAAUAGCCAGAGUCAUUCAGGAGACUCCAUUCUGUAGAGCCAAGAUCCUCAGUGUGACCCAAGGGAUCACUAUGUGGCAGGGAGGGACUCGGCUUAUCUCAGCUUGCUUAAUCUCUCCUUCCCUGAACUGCUCUAGAUUGUUAGAGUUUGCCCAGGGGGAUUCCUGAUCAGGCCCAGGCUGAACUUUGCCCCUUUCAACUCUCAAAAUACCAGAAUCUCUGAGUUGGAAGGGCCUUCUAUGACCCGUCUAGUCUCCACUGUGUGGACCUAAGGACUCCUUAUAAAACAUCCUCUAGCUCAGGCUAUAGCCCACCCAUCUAGGCAAUGGACAGCUCCCCGUAGGGAGGAAGUUCAUGUCAAAAGUGACCUUGACAACUUCUCUCCAUUGUUGAGAAUUCUGGCCCCUAGCCCCUCUUCUCAACAGCAUUUCUAACCCAUGAAGCCAGCACCAUGAUGUACAACCUGAAUCUUUCUUUCACCAAGCUAAAUGUGUCCACUUCUUUCAACUGCACUUCAGCUGAUGGGGCUCCAAGGCCUUUUCCCAGCCUGGUUGCCCUCUUCUGGGGCGCUCUCUGGCUGACCAGUUUACCCAGUACUCUAUAUGGAGUCUCACCAGGCAGAGGGCAUUUUAGACACUAAUUUUUUUAAUGAAAUGAUUAAUUAAAAAGUUCGAUUGAACAUCAGUACAAUGAAUUACACUUGCUUAGUCACAAUGUCCAGUUGAGAUAAUGAAUGUAAAUGCCUGUAAUAUUGAACAGGAGACAUGAAUCCUUUUAAACUGUAGCCCACACUGUUCAGUUGCAUGGGUUUUGGUGACUGUUGGGUCACCCUUUUGGCUCCUGCUGAGCUUGGUCCUCUAAGUCCCCAGGAUCUCUCAGGCAAACUGUAUCCUCCUCCCUGUCUGAGCCUCCUUUGCUUGUUCAUCAUCCUUCUACUCUCUAAAUGUGGCGGUCUUUCUCCCAAGGCUCUGUCCUGGGCCUUUUCUUCUCCCUCUAUACUCUCUGUCUUGGUAAUCUCCUUGGCUCCCAUGGGUUCCAUUGUCAUCUCCAUUUAGGCUGAUUACUCCCAGGAAUACAUAAAGCCGGCCCCAGCUUCCCUUUGGAGCUCCAAUCUGCCAUCCACAACUGCCCGCCGGCACCUCAGAUUCGAUGUGCCUAAAACUGUCUGUGGUUUGGAGUGGUUGUUUAGAAGACAGGAUAUCUCAAACUGGAAGGGAUCCUAGAGACCUUUGAGUCCAGUGCCCUCAUUUUUCAGAGGAGGAAACUGAGGCAAUCCAUUCUUCCCCAUUGUGCUAUAAGACUCAAACUAAGAAUCAGAAGUCCUGGAUUCAAAUCCCUGCUCUCCCACUUACUACUACCUUGAUGAUCUUGGAAGAAGUCCUUUUCCUCCCUCAGCUUUCGCAACCUCUCUAACGUGACAGGUUUAAACAUCAUGUGCUCUAAAACUCUUAUCAUACCCCAAAACUAGGCUACUGUGCCACUUAUCUUCCCUACUCUUACUUCUUCACCUCCUACCCAGUGCAGUCAAUUGCAAAAUCCCAGGAGUUCUACCUCUCUAGCAUCUCUUGCAUCAUUAGCCUUUGCCUCUACCCUAGGUCACCCUCAUCACCUGUCCCCUAGACUGUUGUAAUCGACUUGCCAUUUGUCUCCUGGCCUCCAGUUUUCCUUUACAUAGCAGCCAAGAUAAUCUUCUGAAGGUCUGUCUCUGAUCGCAGUACUCCUCUGCUCAGAAACCUUCAGAUGCUCCCGAUGGCCUCUUGGACUCAUUCGCAUGACAUUCUUAAGGCUUACAAAGUGCUUUCAUUCUCACAAUAACCCGGUGAGGUGGGUACUGCCAGUACCUUUUGGGAGCCGAGAAGACUCGGGAUCAGAGAGAUCUCUUGAUUUGCCUAAGGUCCCCUAGCUAGUGUCUGAGGCGUCAAGCCUAGAUGCUCCCCACCUCCAUGGUUCUAGCCAUUUUACGGCAGUUUCUCUCAUGAAAUACAAGUUUCACUUUGGCAUUCGAGGACUACCACAAGCUACAUCUGACUUACCUUUCUAGCCUCAUUGCAUUCGCCUUGCCUUCUGACACUCCACAUUCAGUCAAAGUAAUACAUUAGCUUUCCCCCUUGCUAGACACGCUGUCUCCCGCCUCAGGAUGGUCUCAUUGACCGAAGUGGUUGUCUACAGGAUUUGGAUUGCCUUCCCUCCUCACCUGCCUUUCAGCAUUUCUCUUCAAGAUUCAGCUCAACCGCUCUCCCCUCGCAGCCUUCCCUGCUUCUCCCCCUCCUUCAGCUGCAAGCAUCUUCCUCCUUUUCAGAAAUCCCUCCCUAUCAUUUCCUUAUCUCUGUACAAGGGUCACGCUCCCCUUUGCUUUUGGGACAAUGUAAACUUGAGGGCCAAGGCCCACGGUGCCGGGUUUGGAUAUCAAUAAAUAUUCUAAAUUGAACUCUGCGGUCUGAUUUUAUAAAGGAGAAAUGUGAGGCUCCAAGAAGGGAAAUGGUUUGGUCAAAGCUAUUUGAGUAAAGUAAAAAAAAAAAGUCUAAAGGGGUGGUAGGGGGGAUCAAUGGGAAGGGGAAGAUUCAGGGGUUCCUGUCCCAGCAGGACUGCUGAAGACAUAGGGGUCUCCUUCAUCUCUCUUAGGCAAGCAGGGAAAAGAAGCGGGCUCUUUUCCAUGGGUCAUUUGGCUUCCAGAUUAGCCCCUUUCCACCUGGUUUGGUCAGUGGCCCCAGAGUCACCCAGGUCGGGCCCCGGUCAGCCCCAAAGUCAGGCAGCGUCCCUUAGAAUUGGACUAGAUGGUGAGCUUAUUCUGUUCUCCUUGUGGGAGUUUGGGUGAGUUCCACCUAUUCUCUGGCCUUCCUCAGUUUCCUUUUGUCAAAUAAAAGGAUAGAAUUAGGGCCUCUGAAUUCCCUUCUAGCUCUUAAUCUCAGAUCAGGAGUAGUGGUGGGAUUUCCAGCUUCUGGAAUCCUGGGAGUAGAAAGAAGGGCAGAUCAACUGGCAGAGAUGUAUGUGCCCACUGUGCUCAACACAAGAGCUCCAGAGAUGAAAACCCAGAACCUGUCCUGGAAGAGCUUAUGUUCUUGGGAAGGGGAGGGGGGAUGGGUUAGAGAGAGAGAGAGGGGAAGGGAGGGAAAGAAAGGAAAGGGAAAGAAGGGAACGAGGAUGACACAGACAAAUCAGGGAAAAGGAGAAGCUUGAGGGCUGCAACGGGUAAGAGAGCUGGCCAGGGUCCUGCCGAGGCAGAGGCGGGAGGCUGGCUGGGCCUCUGUGUAGGAGGCUGGGGUGUGGCUAUGCUCAGAGAAAGGCUAGAAGAAAGGUUGAAGGUUGGAAUUAGCAGGGAGCUAAAAGGAUUUAGGAAUAAGAUGUAGGGCAAAGCUCUGGGGCUUAACUGAGCUUGUAGGGCUCAGGACUUCCAUGCAGCUCCCUGCCACAGUGAGGGGACCAUGGCUUUUGGUUUCACGUUGGAUUUCCAGUCUGCCCUCCAGACGCUUUCGGUUCUACAUUGGAUUCCCCUGUAUGUGGUGCUAGGAACAAUUCCCAUCUUGUUGGGGCCUAUCCUGCUCUUCACUAAGUACUGGAUGCUUUCUGUGCUCACCUUAGUCUGGCUCAUAUAUGACUGGAAAACUCAUAGUCGAGGUGGCAGGCGCUCGAACUGGGUGAGGAACUGGACCGUUUGGAAGUAUUUCCGGGACUACUUUCCUGUUAAGCUGGUGAAGACUUGUGAGCUCCCCCCAAGCCACAACUAUGUCAUUGCUAGCCACCCCCACGGGAUCCUCUCCUAUGGCAUGUUUUGCAACUUUGGCACCGAGUCCACCGGCUUUUCUCAGAUUUUUCCCGGGAUCACCCCCUCUCUUGCCACCUUGGAAGGAAUCUUCUGGAUCCCGAUUGUCCGGGAGUAUGUGAUGGCAAAGGGCAUAUGCCCAGUGAGCCGAUUGGCCCUGAAGUACUUGCUAACGGAGAUGGGCUCGGGCAAUGCUGUGAUCGUGGUGGUGGGAGGGGCCGCUGAAGCCCUCCUGAGCAAACCUGGAAACAACAGCAUCGUUCUGAACAAUCGCAAAGGCUUCGUGCGACUGGCUUUACAGACAGGGGCGUAUCUGGUUCCUUCCUAUUCUUUUGGAGAGAAUGAAGUUCACAAACAGGAGACCUUCCCUGAUGGCACCUGGCUGAGAUCUUUCCAAAAAGCCUUCCAGCAGACAGCCAAGGCCAUCCUGGGCCUGAAUUUCUGUACGUUCCAUGGCCGGGGCCUCACCAAGAACUCCUGGGGCUUCCUUCCUUUCAACCGGCCCAUCACCACUGUUGUUGGGGAGCCCAUUCCAGUCCCCAAAAUUGAGAAACCAAGCCAGGAGCUGGUGGACAAAUACCACGCCCAGUACAUCAAGGCCCUGCUGAAACUGUUCAAUGAGCACAAGGUCCAAUAUGGGAUCCCAGAGACUCGGGAGCUUACGAUCUUCUGACAAGACCCCGAAAGACCCUGGGUGUCCAAGGAGGAGCUGGACAGAGGAGGGAUUCUGGGAAGGCAGACUAAACCCAAGCCAAGACCACAGGAGCAACGGCCUGUGACACUCUGGGGAGAUGGAAGUGCUCAAAGUGGGGAAGACCCCACCCCAACACACAUACUUCACCUUUCAUGCACAGUGCUUGCAUGGAAACAAGCAGACUCUUCCUUCAGCCCCUCUAAGACAUAACAUGGGAGCCCAGUGCCUAGCUACUACUGUCCUAAGCUUUCCUGUACCUUCACAGACCCAUUUUUCCCACCCGGAUCCGUUCCAUGGGCUUGCCAAUCCAUACCAGAAGCUUAGGGGCUCACUAGAGUCUGUUCUCAGCAGGCAGGACCAGACAUGCCUGAAAGGGCACCUACGAAUUAUCCCACCUUGGCCCUCUGUGCCGCUGCUGCCCAGGAGGGUCUAGUCAAAGCCACAAAUAUUUCUUGGACUAUGUGCACUAUGCACUAUGCACAAGAGACACUGCUGAGCACCGUGCGCCUCAGUGACAGGGGACAGCAGGCCCUACCCUCAAGGAGUCAGCUGUCCAACAGGGAUUGGAAAUGCCCAAAUGAGAAAAGAAAAUGGCUCAAAGCACUCAGGAGACAUCCAAGCAGCACCCAUGGCAUGGAGCAAGGGCUGGGGCCUCUACACCAAUCGUUGAAGGAAGAGAAAACCACCAGCAGAUGGAGCUAAGAGGAGAGGGAACCAGAGGUCUGAGCAGCAGAGACGGCCAUUCCUGUCGCCUGGAGCUCCACAGUGGAUCACGUGGCUGGCACCCAUCUCUCUCAGUAACUUGAAUCACAGCCUCUCAGAGUUAGAGGGGACUUCAGACGUGGAUGGGGGAGUCCGACCCAUAUUGCACCAGGAUUCCCUUGUGGCCAAUUCGCCAGGGCUAAUAACAUCUGGGCAGGCCCUACUUCCAGGAUGCCCUAAUGUUGGAACUUCUUGAAUUUUCCCAGUUGUCCCACUGGCUCCACUCCCUCCCAACUAGAUCUGGCUGAGGUAAAGACUGACUUCCAAAAAGUGACAGACCUCUCAGUGCCCAUAUCAGGAUGGAAAACUCAGAGGAGAGUUGAAGGGCAGCGGGGACACAGAAAUGGGUCUGCAAAACCCAGAUGGCAGGCCUGGAAAGUAAUGGGGAAAAGCCAAGAACCAAGUAAGCAAAUGGAUCAUUAUGGGACCCAAGAGUGGCCCCACCUACCAGGGGCCUGGUGAAACAUCUCAGGAAGAACAGGCUCCACAGGAUCUUGCAGUUGGAGGGGACUUCAGAUAUGAAAUCCUGAAGCCAACUACUCAGAUGAGGAAACUGAGGUCCAUGGAGCUCAAGGUCACCCAGAUCCUAAAUGUCAUUGGUGGGGUUUUUGAACUCUAGAGCCAAAGCUUUUCACCACGUCUACCUCUGCAUCCGUCCACACUGAGAUACCCUCCAUGGCCCUCCCAGAAACAGCUCCAGUCACAGAACUAGCCCAUUGCACUUUGGGACAGCUUUGGUGAAGUGGUUUGGCAGUCUCACCUCUGCCCCCCCCCCGGGCCCACCAUUGUUGGUCCUCACUCCACUUUUGGAGUCCAACAGCCUAAGGACUGUUUGACUCCCCCUUCCAUGCACCAGCCCUCCCUAAACCCCCACACAGCUCACAAGUUAGCUGUCCCUCCCAGUUCGUAUCCUCUGCAAAUGAGAACAGUGCACGAUCUUUGCCCUUCUACCAGUCACUGACGAAAAGGAGGAGCAUCUCGGGGCCGAGCCCAGAUUCCUUCCAAUGCAGCGAUGACCCCUUUGGGGGCCCGUAAUCCAACCCACUCUGAACCCACCAAUCUGCGUUAUCAUCCAGUCCGCAUCUCUCUGCCUUGUCCCAAAAGCCUAUCAUAAAAAGCUCUAUCCCAAUUUGGGUGCAUUGUGCAGGCCCCUGAUCUAGAAUCCUGGUUACCUAGGUUACACAGGGAGGUUUAAUACUUAAGCUCAAGCUGCUAGGAGAAGCCCCUCCCCUUCUCCAUGUCUUCUUCCUGCAGGUGGGAGGAAGGCCUCUGUGACCUGAAUUCCUAUUCCUGCUUUGACCAUUCAGGUUAGCCAUGGGAACUAGGACAAGUACCUUUUCCCGUGCCAAUGUUUCCUCCUCUGUAAACCUAGAGGGAUGAUCUGGAGGGACUGGGCCUUUGAGGUUCCUCCUAGCUCCCACAGUCUGGGUUCCAAGUCAGUUUAAUUCAGCCACCAGUUAAUCUGCACCUACUACAUGCAGAGCCCUGUGCUGGGUAAUGGGGGAGGGGGGCGGGAGAGAGAGAGAGAGAGAAAAUAUGAAUGAGAGAAGGAGAACGAAAUGCACAAGAGAGGCCUCUGGGGAUUCCUGCCUUCAGGGAGCCUCCAGUCUAGGAGGAGGAUAAAAUGUACCCGGAUGAACACUGCUGUUUAGUAUCUGCAGUUGGAACAAGCGCUAGGACAGGGACUGGGCCUGGGACUUUGACCAGCAUAGGGAACUCCCAGGCCCAGAAGUUCCCUCUGUCAAUGGAGAUCAGCAGCUUGGAGAGUCUUGGAAAAUGUCCAGAGUACUGAGAGUUGAGGUCCAGAGUCACACAAACGUGAUGUGAGAGAGGUGGGAUUUAAAUGUGGGGCUUCCUGCUUUAAGACCAGCACCCUCUGAGAAGUGGAUUGAAAGAGAGCCACUACCCAGGAAGCAGGAAGCAAGGAAGGCCUCUUGUAGGAGGAGCCCUGUAGUUUUUAGACUUUAAAGCUUGCCUAGAAAUGUAAUAGGAGCAGGAAGAUUCAGGGCACAGGGAAGAACAUAACAAAAAUGGAAAGAUAGGCAAAAGAGAGGUAUUCUGUUUGGCUGGAGAGGCUGCUUGCCGUGUGCUUGUGGAGGGCCUGGAACAUCCAGCAGACAUCCUCAAUCAGAACUCAGCAAAGGGCAGCUCAGAUUUUAGCACCAUGCCAGGCAGGAGUAGGUGCUUAUUCACUGUACCCCGUGGCCUGGUACUGAAGCUUUAGGAUCCUAAAGACAGGGUCCAUCUUGAAGCUUUCUCUAGAAUAAUUCUGGCUUCUUUUCCUCCUAACCAGAAGCCUCCUAGCAUCCAGAAAACUGGUUUAUUACCUUGCACGUAAGGAACAACGACGAGAUUAGGAAUGAAAUGCAGUUAGCUGGGAACUAGCUGUGGCUUGCCGGCAGACAGGUGCUGUUCCUUCCUCUGAGGGUUAGUCACAGUUUCCCCCUGCCACCCAAUAGGUGAGCCAGAGCUUCAAACAAAUCAAGAUCCUUGCUGAAGAGCAGGACUGUUGUGUCUUGGUCCCCCGGCUUCCCUCCACAGCUGCAGCCACAUGCCUGAUCUGUAGUCCAGCUCUCUUAGCUGUGUGGUCCCAGAGUGCUCCCCAAGGUAGCAGCUACUCAUCACAACUUCCACAACUCCCAGCCUCCAGACCCUUGAGAACCCUCGGGGUUCAACAGCUGCUUCCUGCUGUCUUUUUCCUCUUGCCAUCCCAACUCCUCAUGACUUUCUUUCCCAGAAGGCCUGGCCUCCUCAGAAUCCACCUGUGUGCCCUCUCCAUAUAUAUGUCUACUCUCUCCAUGGGUGUAAUCUGUCCACACAUAUUCCAUCUGUGUGUUUCUUCUUGGUAAUCUGUAGGAAAGCAUACUUCUCUGGAUUUGGGGAUGGGAUAGGUUUCUUUGCCAUGCUAUUCGCUCAAAUGUCUUGUUCUGAACUAGUGUUUUCUCUGAUUUAAAUAAAAAAAAAAGACGCUUCAUCUGUCC
Sarcophilus harrisii (Tasmanian devil) is the source of this 9993-nucleotide messenger RNA. RefSeq names its product diacylglycerol O-acyltransferase 2 like 6 (gene DGAT2L6). The record is from RefSeq and is a predicted model, not a curated record. The coding region runs from base 5219 to 6229 and encodes 336 amino acids. Gene Ontology annotation, biological process: lipid metabolic process. Gene Ontology annotation, cellular component: endoplasmic reticulum membrane. The transcript is spliced from 7 exons. NCBI's taxonomy places the organism in Eukaryota, Metazoa, Chordata, Mammalia, Dasyuromorphia, Dasyuridae.